Molecule: messenger RNA, 1333 nt
Organism: Solanum verrucosum
Lineage: Eukaryota; Viridiplantae; Streptophyta; Magnoliopsida; Solanales; Solanaceae
Product: methionine aminopeptidase 1A
Exons: 18
Coding region: 41-1249 (402 amino acids)
Biological process (GO): proteolysis
Molecular function (GO): metalloaminopeptidase activity
Source: RefSeq, a predicted model, not a curated record
CACUCCCAUAACCAUUUUCAAAGAGUUAUUGAAAGAAUCCAUGGCAGGAGGAUCAGAAGUGGUUGAAGCUGCUUUAUCUUGUGCUAAGUGUAGCAAGCCUGCUCAUCUUCAGUGUCCUAAGUGCGUGGAGUUAAAGCUUCCUCGUGAAGGUGCUGCUUUCUGCACGCAGGAUUGUUUCAAGGCAUCUUGGAGUUCUCACAAGUCUGUCCACUUGAAGGCAAAAUUAUCGUCUCUGGCAACUGAAACUCCAGGUGAACAAAAUGCAGCCUCACCUAGUGAUGGUUGGCUAUAUUGCUUGAGGAAAGGACAGGCUCGAACACCAAAAAUUCCGCAUUUUGACUGGACUGGGACGCUGAGGCCCUAUCCAAUAUCAGAAAAGCGUGUUGUACCUGCUCACAUUGAUCUACCUGAUUGGGCAAAUGAUGGUAUCCCAAAAAUUGAACCCAGUAGUGAUUUGCAGCAUGUUGUUGAGAUCAAAACUCCAGAGCUGAUUGAGAGAAUGAGAGAAACUUGCCGAAUAGGAAGGGAAGUUUUGGAUGCAGCUGCUCGUAUUAUUAGACCUGGCGUGACUACUGAUGAAAUUGAUGCAGUGGUCCAUGAGGUUACUGUUGCUGCUGGUGGAUAUCCGUCUCCCCUAAAUUAUCAUUUUUUCCCCAAGUCAUGCUGCACGUCGGUCAAUGAAGUGAUCUGCCAUGGGAUUCCAGAUGCAAGGAAAUUGGAGGAUGGUGAUAUUGUGAAUGUUGAUGUUACUGUAUAUUACAAAGGGGUUCAUGGCGAUCUGAAUGAAACCUUCUUUGUGGGUAAUGUUGAUGAAGCAUCUCAACGGUUAGUCCAGUGCACAUAUGAGUGUUUGGAGAAAGCAAUAGCAAUUGUUAAGCCUGGGGUACGGUUUCGGGAAAUUGGAGAGGUCAUCAACCGACACGCUUCUAUGUCUGGAUUAUCGGUGGUGAAGUCAUAUUGUGGUCAUGGCAUUGGAGAGCUUUUCCACUGUGCACCAAAUAUUCCGCAUUAUUCAAGAAAUAAAGCAGUUGGUGUGAUGAAAGCCGGCCAAACUUUUACAAUUGAACCAAUGAUUAAUGCUGGAGUUUGGCGUGAUCGGAUGUGGCCUGAUGGAUGGACUGCUGUGACAGCAGAUGGAAAACGAAGUGCUCAGUUUGAACACACUCUCCUGGUCACAGAGACUGGAGUUGAAGUACUGACAGGACGCCUCCCGACAUCUCCCAAGGUGUUCCCUUGGUUGAGUUCUUGAUUUGUCUUUUGCAUUCUUUUGCCAGUCAUAAAAAAAAGUUUCAAGUUGGUCUGUUUGUGUAACACAUGUAUUUUUUUAAUUGAU